AUGAAGGUCUUCGUCGACCUCUGGCCAAUAAAAUAUCUUGAUCGAGUAUUGACGGAGAGAGCAGUUAGAGUCCAGAGGUUGACCAACACGAUCAAGGAACUAAACAAUAUUCUCCAAUCGUCUCAGAAUAUUUGUUCUCAAGAGGCAUGCGGGAAUCUAUCAUAUGGAUCUCUAGUGCGUUCGAUAAAGGCCGCAGGCCUUUGGGAUAUCGCAGAAGGCCGGGGGUCCUGGCACGGCUCUGCUACUAAGCUAUCCAGGAUUAUGAGUCGUUUCAAUUUUAUGACAAGUCGGGAUCUCUGGCCCCAUCAUAAGUGCCAUCUUGUUGCCCUUAGGGAGAAAUUCAAGGCUUAUACGAGGGAGGGUUACAGCUUUUAUUCUACGGAUUGGAGUGACUAUGGUUUAUCCGAAGAGUGA
This is a messenger RNA of Orbilia oligospora ATCC 24927, 414 nucleotides long. RefSeq lists its product as uncharacterized. Bases 1 to 414 code for a protein of 137 amino acids. The transcript is spliced from 2 exons. The record is from RefSeq and is a predicted model, not a curated record. NCBI's taxonomy places the organism in Eukaryota, Fungi, Ascomycota, Orbiliomycetes, Orbiliales, Orbiliaceae.